This is a messenger RNA of Dicentrarchus labrax (European seabass), 1986 nucleotides long. RefSeq lists its product as uncharacterized. Gene Ontology annotation, cellular component: membrane. The transcript has 9 exons. Lineage: Eukaryota; Metazoa; Chordata; Actinopteri; Moronidae. Bases 269 to 1036 code for a protein of 255 amino acids. The record is from RefSeq and is a predicted model, not a curated record.
UUACGUAAUGGGAGCUCAGGCUGCUGCGGGCUCUCCUGUCUGCAGUCGUGCAUGUGAACUGCAUCACACAGCAAGUCUAGAAACAAGUCGCAGCAUCAGUGUGCUGCAGUGAAAUCCACCCAGCCCUCAGAACACACGCUGCUGCAGCCUGCGGAGCACCCACAGCACCCACAGCACACCCAGCACACCCAGCACACCCAGCCGGACUGUGCACCUCCACCGAGCCGAGGACGACACACGGCGAGCUGCCGGAACACAGCGGAGCAGAAUGUCUCUGAAUGACAAAGACCCGGUUCCUGCAGUGGGGAACCUCUCCCCGGGUCAGCUGCAGUCUCUCUUCAAGAUGGAGCCCAAGACUCUGGGGGCGAUCCAGAUCGUUAUUGGGGCUCUGAUUCUUUGUCUGAGUGCCUCUGUGCUCCAGAUCCACGAAGUCCACUUUACGGGAGACGUGGCCCUCUUCCUGAUAGUUGUCAUACAGGUGACCUUGUCUGGUUCAGUGUUGGUCCACAGUGGGAGGAAGCCUACUCUCUUUUGGGUGAAAUGUGUCCUGGUGCUGCAUCUCAUCAGUGCUGCGUUUGCCACCGCUGCCCUGGGUCUGAUGUCCAAACACCUCCCCUACCGCCAGGACUCUUACCACUGUGAACACUGCCGCAGACUGGAGCUACAUGCCGUGCAACAUUGUUUCAGGAAAUGCACUGGGCUGAUCGAGCAAAAGUGUAAACUGUUGAUUGACGGGAUCCUGGGCACACUGGUGAUCUUCCUGGUGCUGGAGCUGUUGAUCUGUAUCACUGCCAUGCUGUUCGGACUCAGUGUCCUUGCUGCUGGUGGAACCCAGGCUCCCAGCCACAGACCUGUCUAUCCACAGACUCGCCCCCCACCUGUUCCAGCUGUGCAGGCUGUUCCAGCUGUAGCUGAGCCAUCUCAGCAGGUGGCUGUAGUUGUGACUGAACCAGAUUCAGAGCAGGUGGAGGACAUCUCCACCCCCCCUACUGAACCCCAGGUGGAGCCGAUAGAUGCUGUGCCCUCAGAGCCCUGAUCUCAGCACACACUGCGGUGUCAUGUCAUGUCAUGUCAGUCAUAGGGUAAAUAUGGAUGUCAAUUUGGGAGAACUACUCCUGCUGCUCGUUGUAAUUAGGACUCAGUUAUCUCCUAUUUAGCUCGAUGGCUCAUGUAUCAACUCAGGGGACAAUGGGACAACAGAUCCGCUGCUGGCAACAGUUUAAGGUGAUACAAACACAGGGUUCCCACUUCCCACACGUCCUGGAAAACCAGGAAAUUUGGAGACUAGUUUUCCAGUCAUGGAAACACCUGGAAAUUGAUUAAAAUUAACAAAUAUCUUGGAAAAUGUUUUAUUGUAUUUUAGGCCCUGAUUCAGAUAGCUUACAUAAACCUGGGUGCAUUUUAUGUUUGAAACUCGACUGUUGACUUCAGAGUAGGGGUAGCAGACGUGAAGCAGAACUGACCUGCAGCGAUCUUUUCGCCAUCAACUCUGUAUCUACAUCUAUGUUAUAUCUAUGUGCAUUCAGCCUGUUAAUGAAAUGUACAAUUGUUGUUGUUAAUUGUACGUGCAAUGGACACUUUGACUCUCUACUUCUUAUUUUAAUAGGCUACAGUGUUGGUCUUGUUACUCCAGAAUUUGUAUUUAUUACUCAUUACUCGUUACUCUUUUCAAAAGUAAUAUUACUACUUUACCCAUUACUCCCUGCCAACAGUAAUUUGUUUUAUUUCUUUCUGCUUCACCCCACAGAAAUGGUAAUUGCGUCCUUUCUCCCCAAAAUUCAGACCCAAAAUCCAGUUUUGUCUGUUAAAUGGGAAUAUAAUGGGAAUACUUCCAGCAGCUGAAUGAAAGCGUUUCCAUCUUCCAAGCUAAUUUCUUGCUUCCUGAUGUCCACGAUUACAAAAAUGAAUCUAUGGAUGUGAUCAGAUUGUUGAAUUUUAAAUCAGCAGGAGGGUGACAAAAGUAAGGUUGUAACUAUUUACAAUGAG